Messenger RNA from Corvus hawaiiensis (hawaiian crow), 14479 nucleotides. It is a transcript of the gene MUC2, whose product is annotated as mucin 2, oligomeric mucus/gel-forming. Gene Ontology annotation, molecular function: protein binding. The record is from RefSeq and is a predicted model, not a curated record. Gene Ontology annotation, cellular component: extracellular matrix. Lineage: Eukaryota; Metazoa; Chordata; Aves; Passeriformes; Corvidae. The transcript is spliced from 70 exons. Bases 1 to 14238 code for a protein of 4745 amino acids.
AUGGGGCUAAGAGCGGCCAGCCUCCUUCUACUCUGGCUGGCUCUUUCUUCAGCUAGUGAAAUAAAAAAAGGAAGGACAAGAAACCAUGGCCACUAUGUCUGCAGCACUUGGGGAAACAACCAUUUCAAAACUUUUGAUGGAGACGUCUACCAAUUCCCUGGCAUUUGCGAGUAUAAUUUUGUUUCUGACUGCCGAGAAGCUUACAGGGAAUUCUCUGUCCACAUCCAGCGUGCUCUCAACAGCAAUGGCCACCCUGAGAUCCAGUAUAUUCUGAUGAAAAUCAAGGAUAUUAUGGUCUACCUCAAACCAAACCUGGUUGUGGUGGAUGGGCGGAUUGUGAAGACACCUUACUACAGCUCUGGUGUCCUCAUUGAGAGUGGUGAGAUUUACACCAAGAUUUAUGCCAAAUUAGGCAUGGUUCUGAUGUGGAACCAGCAGGAUGCCCUGAUGGUGGAGCUGGACAACAAAUUUAAUAACCAUACCUGUGGUCUCUGUGGGGAUUACAAUGGAAUUCCAAUCUACAAUGAGUUCAUCGAUGGAGAUGUAAGCUACAACUCAAUUACAUAUGGGAAUUUGCAGAAGAUCAGCAAACCCAAUGCCAAAUGUGAAGAUCCAGAUGAAACUCAGGCUCUUCCAAGCUGUAAUAAGCAUCGUGAUGAGUGUCAGAGGUUGCUGACUUCCCCCGCAUUUGCUGAUUGUCGGCUACGUCUUAAUUUGGAAAUGUACAUCCAAGCCUGCAUGCAGGACAUGUGUGCCUGUAAUGGGAAGGAGGACUCCUUCUGCCUCUGCAGCACCAUCUCCGAGUAUUCCCGCCAGUGUUCACACGCAGGCGGCCGCCCGGGAGAAUGGAGAACACAGAACUUUUGCCCCAAGACCUGUCCUGCUACCAUGGUCUAUAGAGAAAGCAGCUCACCCUGCAUGGAUACUUGCUCACACUUGGAGAUCAGCAGCCUUUGUGAGGAGCACUACAUGGAUGGCUGUUUCUGCCCUGAAGGAACUGUGUAUGAUGAUAUCAGUGAAAAAGGCUGCAUCCCUGUUAGCCAGUGCCACUGCAAACUUGGUGGAAAGACAUAUGCACCUGGAGAAAGCAUUUCCAAAGAAUGUGAAGAAUGCACCUGUAAUUCAGGCAGAUGGACCUGCAAAGAUUUACCCUGUCCAGGCAUAUGCUCAGUGGAAGGAGGUUCCCAUAUUACCACCUUUGAUGGGAAGAAAUACACCUUCCAUGGAGACUGCUAUUAUGUGUUGGCCAAGGGUACUGCAAAGGAGAGUUAUGGUCUUCUGGCAGAACUGGCUCCCUGUGGCUCCACAGACAAACAGACCUGCUUGAAGACUGUUGUGCUGUUAGUGGAUAACAAAAAAAAUGUGGUGGUUUUCAGAUCAGAUGGCAGUGUGCUACUGAAUGAGAUGACAGUGAAUGUGCCUCAUGUGUCAGCCAGCUUCUCGAUAUUCAAGCCGUCUUCCAACUACUUUGUUGUACAAACUUCUUUUGGGCUUCAGAUGCAGAUCCAGCUAUUUCGAGUUAUGCAGCUGUUUGUGACUGUGGAUCAAUCAGUUAAAGGAAAACUUCAAGGUCUUUGUGGAAACUUCAAUGGAAUGGAAGGUGAUGACUUUAGAACAACCAGCGGGCUGAUUGAGGCUACAGGAUCUGCUUUUGCUAACACGUGGAAAGCCCAGUCCACCUGCACAGACCAGGCAGAAAAGCUGGAAGACCCCUGCAGUCUCAGCAGUGAAAGUGCAAAUUACGCUGAGCAUUGGUGUUCGUUGCUGAGAAACCCAAAGGGUCCUUUUGCAAGAUGUCACUUAGUCAUUGAUCCUACAGAAUACUAUAAGAAAUGUAAAUAUGACACCUGCCUCUGUGAAGACAAUGAGGAAUGUUUGUGUGCUGCCCUGUCCUCUUACUCAAGAGCCUGUGCUUUCAAAGGGAUUAUACUGGGAGGCUGGAGAAAGAGUGUCUGCAGUAGCGAAGCAUCUUCUUGCCCAGGAAAUCAAGUCUUCCUUUACAAUCUUACAAAGUGCCAGCAAACCUGUCGUUCCCUUGCUGAUGGCGAAAAGUAUUGCUUGCAAGACUUUGCUCCUGUGGAUGGCUGUGGCUGCCCACCCAAUACAUACUUGGAUAACCAGGAUGAGUGUGUGCCCAUCUCCCAGUGCCCAUGUUAUUACAAGGGAUCAUACCUGGAACCUGGCCAGUAUUUCACAAAAGAUGGAGAACGCUGUGUUUGCCGAAAUGCAAAGAUCCAGUGCACUUCAGUGAAAAUAAGAAUGAGAAGUGAAAAAGAAUGUUCUUCUAACAAGACAUACUUUGACUGCAAUGCAUCCUCGAAGUGGACUUCACAAACACCUGUACAACUUAGCUGUCAUACUCCUCAAAUUGAUCAUUUCCAGACAGAGUGUGUCUCAGGCUGUGUGUGUCCUCAAGGUCUAUUUGAUGAUGGCAGAGGAGGCUGUGUUGAACAAAAGGACUGCCCAUGCAGUCAUAAUAAUGACUGGUAUUCUUCUGGAGAGAAGAUAAAAGUGGACUGCAACACCUGUACCUGCCAGAAAGGGACUUGGAAAUGCACUGAUAACGUGUGCUAUGGGACUUGUAUGAUAUAUGGAAGUGGCCAUUACAACACUUUCGAUGGGAAAUUCUAUGACUUUGAUGGGAGCUGUGAAUAUGUGGCUACUCAGGACUUUUGUGGUGACAAAAAUUCCAGCGGCUCAUUCAGUAUCAUCACAGAGAAUGUCCCUUGUGGAACUACAGGAGUCACCUGCUCAAAGGCUAUCAAAAUGUUCCUAGGGAAAACUGAACUGAAAUUGGAGAACAAAGACUACAAAGAAAUUCAGCGAGAUGUUGGUGAUGAUGUACAGUAUUGGAACAGGACAGUCGGCCUGUACCUGGUGAUUGAGGCUAGCAAUGGUGUGAUGCUGAUCUGGGACAAGAAGACUACUGUUUUCAUCAAGCUGAGCCCUGAUUACAAAGGCAAAGUGUGUGGUCUGUGUGGCAACUUUGAUGACAAGGCAAACAAUGACUUUACAACAAGGAGUGGACUGCAGGAGUCUAAUCCUCUGGAUUUUGGAAAUUCCUGGAAACAGUCUCCCAUGUGCCCAGAUGUCACGGAAGAGAUUAAGCCCUGUGAUCUGAAACCACACCGGAAGUCCUGGGCAGAGAAAGAAUGCAGCAUCAUCCAGAGCGAAGUCUUCAAAAUUUGUCACUCCAAGGUGGACCCACUUCCUUUCUAUGAAGCUUGUGUUCAUGAUGCCUGCUCUUGUGACAGCGGUGGAGAUUGCGAGUGCUUCUGCUCUGCAGUUGCUGCAUAUGCCCAGGAGUGUAUCAAGGCUGAGGCCUGUGUUUUCUGGAGAACUCCUGAUAUCUGCCCGAUAUUCUGUGACUACUACAACCCUCGCAAUGAGUGUGACUGGCACUAUGAGCCUUGUGGCAGUAAUAUCACAACCUGCAGGAUGAUCAAUAAUGUCAGCACCAACUUUACAAUACCAUUACUGGAAGGUUGCUACCCCAGAUGCCCUAUGGACAAGCCUAUUUAUAAUGAAGAGACAAAGGAAUGUGUGACUGAAGAUGAAUGUGGGUGUUACAUUGAAGGUGGAAUCCAUAUACCCCCUUGGCAAGAAGUACCCACAAAAGAGAACUGUACAAUAUGUAUCUGUGUCCCCUCAGGAUCCAUAGAGUGUAAACCACUCCCAGGGUGUCCUUGUGUCAUCAAUGGAACGAGUUAUGAAGUGGGUGCUAUUGUGGGACAAGUACAGGAUGGCGACAUGUGUAUAACGUACAUUUGUGCAGAAAAUGGUUCUGUAGUUCCUGGUGGUGUCUAUCCUUGUCCAACAUCUUCACCUACAACCAUUUCAACCUCCUUCCCUUCCAGUACUCUUACCACCACCACCACAGUUACCACUACAAGCCAUCCAGAAACUACAACUCCAUGCUUUGGACUAAUCUGUGAUUGGACUGAGUGGUUUGAUGUUAGUAAACCUGAAGAAGGUGGUGGUGACUAUGAAACAUAUGAUGAAAUAAGAAACCAUGGAAACAAAAUAUGUACAGCUCCUGAACAAAUAGAAUGCAGGGCUAAGGAUAAACCUGAUGUGAGCUUAGAUGACCUUGGUCAGAAAGUAGAGUGUAAUGUUACAUAUGGAUUAAUCUGUAAAAAUGAUGAGCAAGAUGUUACUAUGUGGCAGCUUUGCUAUAAUUAUGAAAUCAGAGUAAACUGUUGUGAGUGGCAGGAAAUUCCUUGUGGGCCUACAAUUACACCUACUAUACCACACACUCCAGCUUCAACCACCACCAAGACAACAGUACCCACCACCACUACAACCAGGACUUCAACAGAAAUUACCACCCCGCCCGUACACAUCCAUUCCACAACAAGUGAGCAUACACCAUCGGUUCCUUCUCCAGUAACUUCAACAUCUACAGCCCCUCCUACACCAAGCACACCAAAAUCGCCAACCACUCCCUGGUCACCAGAGACUCCCACAACUACCAGCAGCACUCCACAGACAACAACGACUGUUCCUGUCUCAACAACACCCAUUUCAACUACUCCAAGCACAUCCACACCCACACCAACAUACACCACCACCCUACCAACUCCAGGCACACCGAGCACAGCACCCCCUACACAAGAAUUGACAACCACUUCCACAUCACCGGAGACUCCCACCACAACCACCACCACCACCACCAGCAGCAGCCCUACGAGCACAACGACCACUGUUACUGGAUCACCAACACCCACAUCUCCUGAAAGCUGUGACUGCAUCUGGACGGACUGGAUCGAUGUGAGUUACCCAGAUGGUUCUGACAGGAACAGUGGUGACUACGAAACCUUUGAGAACAUUUUGAAGAACGACCCCUCCUGGGUCUGUGCGAAAGCUGAGAAUAUUUCAUGCCGAGCAGAGAAAUUCCCUAACACUUCCAUUGCAGAUUUAGGGCAGAAAGUGGAAUGUAAUGUUAACGUAGGGCUCAUUUGUAACAAUAAAGAUCAGCAGAUAGGAGGUAUAAUACCGAUGCCAGUCUGCCUCAACUACGAGAUCAGUAUCUGCUGCACCCCCAACAGACCAGAGUGUCUUCCAACUCCAAGCACCACGAGCACCUCAACUUCCACACCUUCAUCCACAACGAGUGCUGUGUCCUCUACAACAAUAUCAACAACUGCUCCAACACCAACAGCAGAGGAGACUCCCAGCAGUACCACCCCUACCACCCCCACCACCACCACCACCACCCCGCUGCCCCCCAGCACCACUACCCCUACCAGCAGCACCCCACAGACAACAACAACUGUUCCUGUCUCAACAACACCCAUUUCAACUACUUCAAGCACAUCUACGCCCACGCCAACAUACACCACCACCCUACCAACUCCAGCCCCUCCUACACCAAGCACACCAAAAUCGCCAACCACUCCCUGGUCACCAGAGACUCCCACAACUACCAGCAGCACUCCACAGACAACAACGACUGUUCCUGUCUCAACAACACCCAUUUCAACUACUCCAAGCACAUCCACACCCACACCAACAUACACCACCACCCUACCAACUCCAGGCACACCGAGCACAGCACCCCCUACACAAGAAUUGACAACCACUUCCACAUCACCGGAGACUCCCACCACAACCACCACCACCACCACCAGCAGCAGCCCUACGAGCACAACGACCACUGUUACUGGAUCACCAACACCCACAUCUCCUGGAAGCUGUGACUGCAUCUGGACGGACUGGAUCGAUGUGAGUUACCCAGAUGGUUCUGACAGGAACAGUGGUGACUACGAAACCUUUGAGAACAUUUUGAAGAACGACCCCUCCUGGGUCUGUGCGAAAGCUGAGAAUAUUUCAUGCCGAGCAGAGAAAUUCCCUAACACUUCCAUUGCAGAUUUAGGGCAGAAAGUGGAAUGUAAUGUUAACGUAGGGCUCAUUUGUAACAAUAAAGAUCAGCAGAUAGGAGGUAUAAUACCGAUGCCAGUCUGCCUCAACUACGAGAUCAGUAUCUGCUGCACCCCCAACAGACCAGAGUGUCUUCCAACUCCAAGCACCACGAGCACCUCAACUUCCACACCUUCAUCCACAACGAGUGCUGUGUCCUCUACAACAAUAUCAACAACUGCUCCAACACCAACAGCAGAGGAGACUCCCAGCAGUACCACCCCUACCACCCCCACCACCACCACCACCACCCCGCUGCCCCCCAGCACCACUACCCCUACCAGCAGCACCCCACAGACAACAACGACUGUUCCUGUCUCAACAACACCCAUUUCAACUACUUCAAGCACAUCUACGCCCACGCCAACAUACACCACCACCCUACCAACUCCAGCCCCUCCUACACCAAGCACACCAAAAUCGCCAACCACUCCCUGGUCACCAGAGACUCCCACAACUACCAGCAGCACUCCACAGACAACAACGACUGUUCCUGUCUCAACAACACCCAUUUCAACUACUCCAAGCACAUCCACACCCACACCAACAUACACCACCACCCUACCAACUCCAGGCACACCGAGCACAGCACCCCCUACACAAGAAUUGACAACCACUUCCACAUCACCGGAGACUCCCACCACAACCACCACCACCACCACCAGCAGCAGCCCUACGAGCACAACGACCACUGUUACUGGAUCACCAACACCCACAUCUCCUGGAAGCUGUGACUGCAUCUGGACGGACUGGAUCGAUGUGAGUUACCCAGAUGGUUCUGACAGGAACAGUGGUGACUACGAAACCUUUGAGAACAUUUUGAAGAACGACCCCUCCUGGGUCUGUGCGAAAGCUGAGAAUAUUUCAUGCCGAGCAGAGAAAUUCCCUAACACUUCCAUUGCAGAUUUAGGGCAGAAAGUGGAAUGUAAUGUUAACGUAGGGCUCAUUUGUAACAAUAAAGAUCAGCAGAUAGGAGGUAUAAUACCGAUGCCAGUCUGCCUCAACUACGAGAUCAGUAUCUGCUGCACCCCCAACAGACCAGAGUGUCUUCCAACUCCAAGCACCACGAGCACCUCAACUUCCACACCUUCAUCCACAACGAGUGCUGUGUCCUCUACAACAAUAUCAACAACUGCUCCAACGCCAACAGCAGAGGAGACUCCCAGCAGUACCACCCCUACCACCCCCACCACCACCACCACCACCACCCCGCUGCCCCCCAGCACCACUACCCCUACCAGCAGCACCCCACAGACAACAACAACUGUUCCUGUCUCAACAACACCCAUUUCAACUACUUCAAGCACAUCCACGCCCACGCCAACAUACACCACCACCCUACCAACUCCAGCCCCUCCUACACCAAGCACACCAAAAUCGCCAACCACUCCCUGGUCACCAGAGACUCCCACAACUACCAGCAGCACUCCACAGACAACAACGACUGUUCCUGUCUCAACAACACCCAUUUCAACUACUCCAAGCACAUCCACACCCACACCAACAUACACCACCACCCUACCAACUCCAGGCACACCGAGCACAGCACCCCCUACACAAGAAUUGACAACCACUUCCACAUCACCGGAGACUCCCACCACAACCACCACCACCACCACCAGCAGCAGCCCUACGAGCACAACGACCACUGUUACUGGAUCACCAACACCCACCCCAACUCCUGGAGGCUGUGACUGCACCUGGACAGACUGGAUCGAUGUGAGUUACCCAGAUGGUUCUGACAGGAACAGUGGUGACUACGAAACCUUUGAGAACAUUUUGAAGAACGACCCCUCCUGGGUCUGUGCGAAAGCUGAGAAUAUUUCAUGCCGAGCAGAGAAAUUCCCUAACACUUCCAUUGCAGAUUUAGGGCAGAAAGUGGAAUGUAAUGUUAACGUAGGGCUCAUUUGUAACAAUAAAGAUCAGCAGAUGGGAGGUAUAAUACCGAUGCCAGUCUGCCUCAACUACGAGAUCAGUAUCUGCUGCACCCCCAACAGACCAGAGUGUCUUCCAACUCCAAGCACCACGAGCACCUCAACUUCCACACCUUCAUCCACAACGAGAGCUGUGUCCUCUACAACAAUAUCAACAACUGCUCCAACGCCAACAGCAGAGGAGACUCCCAGCAGUACCACCCCUACCACCCCCACCACCACCACCACCACCCCGCUGCCCCCCAGCACCACUACCCCUACCAGCAGCACCCCACAGACAACAACAACUGUUCCUGUCUCAACAACACCCAUUUCAACUACUUCAAGCACAUCCACGCCCACACCAACAUACACCACCACCCUACCAACUCCAGGUACUCCGAGUACAGCACCCCCUACACCAGAGUUGCCAACCACUUCCACAUCACCAGAGACUCCCAGCCCCCCCUCCACCACCAGCCCUCUGAGCACAACAACUGUUACUGGAUCACCAACAACCAUCUCAACUCAUGGAAGCACACCAAGCACAGCACCCCCUACACCAGAACUGACAACCACUCCCUCAUCACCAGAGACUCCCAUCAUCACUGGCAGCACCACGGUACCCCCCAGCACCACCACCAGCAUCAGCACCCCGAGCACGACGACUGUUACUGGAGCACCAACACCCGUGUCAACUACUCCAAGCACAUCCACACCCACACCAACAUACACCACCACCCUACCAACUCCAGGCACACCAAGCACAGCACCCCCUACACAAGAAUUGACAACCACUUCCACAUCACCGGAGACUCCCACCACCACCACCAGCAGCAGCCCUACGAGCACAACGACCACUGUUACUGGAUCACCAACACCCACCCCAACUCCUGAAACCCCACCUACUAAGACUCCAAACACAGCAUCCCCUACAUCAGAAUUGACAACCACUCCCACUCCAACACCCACUGAAAUUCCCAUCAUCACUGGCAGCACCACAAUGCCACCCAGCACCACCACCAGCAUCAGCACCACAAAGACAACAACGACUGUUACUGGCUCAUCAACAACCUCCUCAACUACUUCAAGCACAUCCACACCCAUAUCGGAAUAUAUGACGACCCUAUCAACUCCAGGCACACCGAGCACAGCACCCCCUACACAAGAAUUGACAACCACUUCCACAUCACCGGAGACUCCCACCACAACCACCACCACCACCACCAGCAGCAGCCCUACGAGCACAACGACCACUGUUACUGGAUCACCAACACCCACCCCAACUCCUGGAGGCUGUGACUGCAUCUGGACAGACUGGAUCGAUGUGAGUUACCCAGAUAGUUCUGACAGGAACAGUGGUGACUACGAAACCUUUGAGAACAUUUUGAAGAACGACCCCUCCUGGGUCUGUGCGAAAGCUGAGAAUAUUUCAUGCCGAGCAGAGAAAUUCCCUAACACUUCCAUUGCAGAUUUAGGGCAGAAAGUGGAAUGUAAUGUUAACGUAGGGCUCAUCUGUAACAAUAAAGAUCAGCAGAUAGGAGGUAUAAUACCGAUGCCAGUCUGCCUCAACUACGAGAUCAGUAUCUGCUGCACCCCCAACAAACCAGAGUGUCUUCCAACUCCAAGCACCACGAGCACCUCAACUUCCACACCUUCAUCCACAACGAGAGCUGUGUCCUCUACAACAAUAUCAACAACUGCUCCAACGCCAACAGCAGAGGAGACUCCCAGCAGUACCACCCCUACCACCCCCACCACCACCACCACCACCCCGCUGCCCCCCAGCACCACUACCCCUACCAGCAGCACCCCACAGACAACAACAACUGUUCCUGUCUCAACAACACCCAUUUCAACUACUUCAAGCACAUCCACGCCCACACCAACAUACACCACCACCCUACCAACUCCAGCCCCACCUACACCAAGCACACCAAAAUCACCAACCACUCCCUGGUCACCGGAGACUCGCACCACCACCACCAGCCCUACGAGCACAACAACAACUGUUACUGGAUCACCAACACCCACCUCAACUACUUCAAGCACAUUCUCACCCACACCAACAUACACCACCAGCCUACCAACUCCAGGCACACCUCCAUCCACACUGAGCACACCAAAAUCGACAACCACUCCCUUGCCACCGGAGACUCGCACCACCACCACCAGCCCUACGAGCACAACGACCACUGUUACUGGAUCACCAACACCCACCUCAACUCAUGGAAGCACACCUCCAUCCACACCAAGCACACCAAAAUCGCCAACCACUCCCUGGUCACCGGAGACUCGCACCACCACCACCAGCCCUAUGAGCACAACGAUCAUUGUUACUGGAUCACCAACACCCACGUCAACUACUUCAAGCACAUCCUCACCAACACCAACGUACACCACCACCCUACCAACUCCAGGCACACCUCCAUCCACACUGAGCACACCAAAAUCGACAACCACUCCCUCGCCACCAGAGACUCGCACUACCACCACCAGCCCUACGAGCACAACGACCACUGUUACUGGAUCACCAGCAACCAUCUCAACUCAUGGAAGUAUUAUCACCAGACCCCCAGAAGUUCCACCCACAGAACCAAUAAAGGGUACAACACCAGAAUCAGAGACAGGCACUCCAGUUACUCCUUCAGCUACCCCACUGCCAACAACAAGAACGACAGAAAUAAGUACAGUGUUUACUGCAAGCACCACUAGUCAACAGUCAACAUCACCAGUGUCAACAAGCCCAGUGACAGCUACCACCUCUGAAGUCACUGAAACAGGAUCAACCACCAAGACCACCACUUCAGGCCCCACACCCUCAAGAUCCACCAGCACCACACCAGUAACAGAAACACCUGUCCAUGAGACCACUACCACCAGGUUCCCAAGCCCUCCAACAGGAUUACAUACCACCACAACCUCAGGACCAGGCAGCACUCCUGUCACACCAUCAUCAGUAUCAACAACCCCAUUCCCUGGAACAGGAUCAACCACCAAGACCACCACUUCAGGCCCCACACCCUCAAGAUCCACCAGCACCACACCAGUAACAGAAACACCUGUCCAUGAGACCACUACCACCAGGUUCCCAAGCCCUCCAACAGGAUUACAUACCACCACAACCUCAGGACCAGGCAGCACUCCUGUCACACCAUCAUCAGUAUCAACAACCCCAUUCCCUGGAACAGGAUCAACCACCAAGACCACCACUUCAGGCCCCACACCCUCAAGAUCCACCAGCACCACACCAGUAACAGAAACACCUGUCCAUGAGACCACUACCACCAGGUUCCCAAGCCCUCCAACAGGAUUACAUACCACCACAACCUCAGGACCAGGCAGCACUCCUGUCACACCAUCAUCAGUAUCAACAACCCCAUUCCCUGGAACAGGAUCGACCACCAAGACCACCACUUCAGGCCCCACACCCUCAAGAUCCACCAGCACCACACCAGUAACAGAAACACCUGUCCAUGAGACCACUACCACCAGGUUCCCAAGCCCUCCAACAGGAUUACAUACCACCACAACCUCAGGACCAGGCAGCACUCCUGUCACACCAUCAUCAGUAUCAACAACCCCAUUCCCUGGAACAGGAUCGACCACCAAGACCACCACUUCAGGCCCCACACCCUCAGUGUCCACUCCCCACACCACCACAGUAGGAACAGAAAUAAGUACCCCAAUGACAACCUCUGCAACUGUUACUACUCCAACAACAUCACCUGCUGUCACUAGCACCACGACUUCAGGACCAUCCUCUCUAGAGUCUACGGCCAGCUCUACUGUAUCUCUGCCAUCUGUAUCAACCAGCCCUGUGUUCACCACCACCUCUGGUACUACUCAAACAGAAAGCUUUACCACCACUUCAGGAACCACCUCUAGCAGUUUUAUCACAAUCAAUGCAACCACCACCUCCACCACCUUCAAACCCUUUCCCCCUGGCUCAACUACUACAUCUGGGCCUACUGCAACAUCAACUGCAGUCACCACUACAGGAAGUUCUACACACAGUGCAACUCCUCCAGUUAAUGGCUCAAGUUCAACUACAGGUCUAAUACCAACCACUCCUAAAAAAACUUGUACUAUUUUCCCUAAUGAAUCUUAUGAGGAAGGUGACUCAUGGUGGCUCUGUGAAUGCAUUAAGGCAAUAUGUGUAGAAGACAACGUUGUCCAGGUGAUUCCAGUAAUCUGCAAUCCACCUCCAAAACCCACAUGCGCCAAUGGACUUUCUCCUGUGCCAGUCAUUGAUGAGGAUGGAUGCUGUUGGCACUGGGAGUGUGAUUGCUACUGCACUGGCUGGGGAGAUCCCCAUUACAUGACUUUUGAUGGAUUAUACUACAGCUUUCAAGGGAAUUGUACAUAUGUCCUUGUGGAAGAGAUCAAUAAGAAAGUUGACAACUUUGGUGUCUACAUUGAUAACUACUAUUGUGAUGCACGGGAUGUAGUGUCCUGUCCUCGAACACUCAUCGUGAGACACGAGACUCAGGAAGUGAGGCUGAGAACAGCACAACCAAAUACUCUACAAGUAGAGGUGACAGUAAACAACCAGCUUGUGGCUUUGCCUUACAAGAAGUUUGGUGUGAGCAUCUAUGAGUCAGGCAUAAAUCGUGUUGUGGAAAUUCCUGAGCUGAAAAUGAAUGUGACUUACAACGGCUUGUCCUUUUCUAUCAGAAUGCCCUACAGUCUGUUUGGCAACAACACCCAGGGACAGUGUGGUACUUGCAAUAACAACACCGCAGAUGACUGCAUGUUGCCAGAUGGAAACAUUGCAGAAAACUGUGAAAUCAUGGCAGAUCAUUGGCAAGUUGUUGAUCCUUCCAAACCACAGUGCUCUCCAGGCCUAGUUCCUACAGGUUCACCUAGCACAACACCAACACAGCCUUGCAAAGAAUCUUCCAUCUGCGAACUUCUUUUGGGAAGUGUGUUCGAGCCGUGCCAUGCACUUGUCCAGCCUGACAAGUACUAUGCAGCGUGUGUUUUUGAUAGCUGUGUACUUCCCAACCUAGACCUGGAAUGCUCAAGUCUGCAGAUCUAUGCUGCCACCUGUGCUGAUCAAGGUGCAUGCAUUGACUGGAGAAAGCACACCAACGGUGUAUGCUCUCAUGAAUGUCCCCCAGGUAAAGAGUACAGAGCAUGUGGUCCUAUUAAAGAGAUGACCUGCAAAUCAAGAGGACAGAAUGACACAUCAACUAAACAAGCAGAAGGCUGUUUCUGUCCUAAUGGAACCAUGCUGUAUGACUCCGGUGUGGAUGUCUGCGUGAAAACCUGUGGCUGUGUUGGAGUGGAUAUGAUACCGAGAGAGUUUGGAGAAAGGUUUACAAUGGACUGUCAGGACUGUAUUUGCCUGGAAGGUGAACAUGGCAUUGUAUGUGAGCCUCAUGAAUGUGACCAAAAGAAGGUCACUUGUGAUGGAGAAGGCUUCUAUGAGAUCCAGGAAGUCAAUCCUAAAGACCCCUGCUGCCCUCUUUUCACUUGCAAAUGCAAUACAAGCUUCUGCACAGCUAAAGCCCCCAAGUGCUCACUGGGUUUUGAAGUUCAUUCUUAUAUUCCCAGUGGUCAGUGCUGUCCUGUGUACCAAUGUGUUCCCAAGGGGGUUUGCGUACACGGGAAUGCUGAGUUCUUGCCCAACUCCUCAGUCUUUGUUGACAAGUGUCAGAAUUGCUUCUGCACAAAUGAUGUUAACGUCAGCACUCAACUGAAUAUCAUCUCCUGUGAACAUGUCCCCUGCAACACAUACUGUCAACCAGGCUAUGAACUUAAACCAGUGAAAGGUGAAUGCUGUGGAAAAUGUGUGCAGACCAAGUGCAUUAUACACACAUCAGACAAUUCUGAACUCAUCUUGAGUCCUGGAGACUUUAAAAAUGAUCCUCGCAACAACUGCACCAUUUAUAGCUGUGUAGAUGUCCACAACCAGCUUAUCGCUUCCACAUCUGAGAUUACCUGUCCAGCAUUCAAUGAGGAGAGCUGCAAACCUGGAACUAUUUCAUUCUUACCUAACGGUUGUUGCAAAACCUGUGCCCCUGUGGACAGCCAAACACCGUGCUCUGUGCGCCAGAGAAAAGACUUUAUCAUCUACAAAGGCUGCCGCUCCGUGGACAGAGUUGAGUUGUCGGAAUGUGAAGGAACAUGUGGAACCUUCUCGCUAUAUUCUGCUGAGGCCAAUUCUAUGGAUCACAGCUGCUCCUGCUGCAGAGAAACAAGCACCACUGAGAAGCACGUGGUACUGAAAUGCCCUGGUGGGCACUCAAUGUCACAUAAGUACAUCUACGUGGAGAGCUGCAGCUGUCAAGACACUGAAUGCAGAGACCCAAAACUCAAUGAGCUGCAGAACAAUGAAGAAAAUGACAAGGCGAGCACUCUGAACCGGAUCAAGAGAGCCAUCAGCUUAACAUCAAAAUGAAGGCAAAAAACCCCUGGCAUCAUUAACUGAAAGGACUAUGAACCAUUCUUAACUUCCUUGACUACUUUUGAACUUUACUUUUCCCAGUAACUGUAUCCUGUUUGUUCUCUGAAUAAUUUGACCAGUGCCCUAUUUAUUUGUGCACAAAAUAAGAACACAAAUUUGUAUUCUUCCAAGUGCACAGCCUCUUGGGUCCUUUUCAAAUCUGCUUAUUUUCUCUGACUGAUUAAAAGCACAUUUC